UCAUCUAUAAAUUCAGUUUCAUUCCAUUCCACAAUCUUCUUCACUGAAACCCCAAUUUUUCAUCUCCCAGUUCGUCAAUUAGGUUUCAAUUUGGCUCAGAACCACCAUGGAUUUCACAGGCUUAAUUUCUUCCCUCCCAACUCUCCCUUUCUUCUUCACGAUGUUUCUUGCAAUAUACUUGAGUGCCCACUUCGUAAUCUUCCGUAAUUGGAGCCCCAAGCUCCGACCCGAAGCCGCCAGCUGCUUAAUCUCACUCGCCCAUGGCACUCCAGCCGUAUUUCUCGCCAUUCAAGCCAUCAUCGCCGACACCACCCAUGGAUUCGCCUCAAUCAACACCCGUUUUCAGAACUCUGUUCUCGAAUACAGCAUUGCAUACUUCUUAAUGGAUCUAUGUCACUAUUUAACCUUUUACCCAACAGAUAUCCUCUUCAUAGCUCAUCAUUUGGCCACCCUUUUCGUCAUCCUCACUUGUCGAUAUCUAGUAUUUCAUGGGGCGUAUGCGGUUUUGAUUUUACUUGCACUAGCGGAGGUCACGAGCUUGUUCCAGAACGUGUGGACGCUAUCAAGUGCUCGAAGGGCGGAUUCCAAAAUUGCAGCCCAGGUGUUUGCUUUUUUGUCUCCUCCAUUUUAUGCGUUAUAUUCUGUUGUUAGAGGUCUUGCUGGGCCUUUGUUUGUUUACAGAAUGGUUAUUUUCUAUUCAAGUGGGGCUGCAGAUAAUGUUGUUCCUAGGUGGGUAUGGGUUUCUUGGAUAUCUGUUGUCAUUAUGGCGAUUUCGGUUAGUAUUCUUUGGAUUUCUAAUCUGUGGAUCGAGUUGUAUAAAGAAAGAAUUUUUAAGCUUGAGAAGGAGAAGAAAAUUAGAUAGAAAAAGGUAUGAAUCAAGAGUGACUUGUGAUAUUUCCUGUAUGUUCAACAACUUCAUAUAUAUAAAAAAGAAUCAUUUAUCAUCUGAUACCUUUUUCUGAAAUGGAACAGUGAUUGUUACUCGUGGUGCUUUGUAUCUUUAUCUUUUGAAUUACUCCUCCGGGUUCUGGAAAUGGGUGAUCGUAGGCUUUGGUUGACUAAUCCCAUGGCAAGUCGUGACGGUAGACUUUGCUCAUGGCCCUGAGGUAAAUCUCCCUGUGGCCACAAGCGUAUAUGUAGUUGGCAGGAUUCGAACACUGGGUUGAUUUUAUCAUCCUCUUUGUCUUUAUCCACCAUGCUACCACACUUGUGGUUAAGAAUUAGUUUCUUGAGCUAGUGAAUGUAAAGGGUUGUUUGGUUGGUUUUCCAUUAAGUUCUGUAUUGAUAACAAACUGUCUUUUCUGUACACUUUCCCCAAUUCCGCUGCUACUGCGGGCUUUACGCGAUCGAUCGGAUUAUAUUGAUAUCCCUUCAAC
Cynara cardunculus var. scolymus (artichoke) is the source of this 1376-nucleotide messenger RNA. Its product is annotated as TLC domain-containing protein At5g14285-like. NCBI's taxonomy places the organism in Eukaryota, Viridiplantae, Streptophyta, Magnoliopsida, Asterales, Asteraceae. The transcript has a single exon. Gene Ontology annotation, cellular component: membrane. The record is from RefSeq and is a predicted model, not a curated record. Bases 107 to 862 code for a protein of 251 amino acids.